GCGCCCUGCAACCCUUGUACACUUACAUCGACAAUGCAAGUACAGUAACAGCAAGUCUUUGAACCUUUGCUCGGUGUGAGUCUGUGUAGUUUGAUGCAAAGAAAGAAAGAGAUAAAAAUAAUAAGUCCAAGUAUUUCAACCCCUGGUCGAGACAAAGCAUCCGACGACUUAACAACAAACCACUUCUGUACUAUUAAUAACUUCAUUAACAAAACAACAGUCGUCAAUAAUAUAUUUUGCUUAAGAUAAAUUCUAUAUUUAAAUAAGUAAUAAAUCAGUGGUUAAAUUAUUAGACAUUAUACCAAAAAUAAUAAUAGUAAAAAAAUAAAAUGGCAUUAGAUUUUGCAGCUACGUACAAAGUGUUAGUUCUCGGUGAUUCUAAUGUCGGAAAAACUUGUAUUGUUCAUAGAUACUGUGACGAACGUUAUUACGAUACAUAUAUAUCAACUAUUGGAAUCGAUUUCAAACAGAAAAUUAUUAAUUUAGAUGGCACUCCGAUAAAGUUACAAAUUUGGGACACUGCUGGUCAAGAAAGAUUUCGCACAUUAACGACAGCUUAUUAUCGAGGUGCAAUGGGAAUAUUAUUAAUGUAUGACGUGACAAGUCUCGACAGUUUUAAUCACUUGUCCUAUUGGCUGCGGAACAUACAAGAGAAUGCGUCACCAGAUGUUGUCAAAGUACUGACGGCAAACAAAUGCGACGCGACAAAUAAUCGCGCCGUAGAUGCAGAGCGGGGUCAAAAAAUAGCAGAUAAUUUCGACAUGCCCUUCUUCGAAGUUUCCUGCAAAGAAAAUAUAAAUAUUGAGGAUGCUUUUUUGACUCUCGCACGGAGAAUACGGGAACAACGAGGCCGAAGGGCCAGUUUAUUCGAAGCAUCCGAACGUGAAGGUGCUGAUAGUAUCAUAAAAGCUCAGUCGCCCUCGCAGCAAGGAGAUGCUUGGAGGUGUUCAUGUUAGCCAAUUAAUCACUUUAAGUAUAUUAAAUUUACUUCAUUUAAAAUUUUCUUAUUAUUUUAGUUAAAAAGGAAGGUCUAAAAAAAUUUUUAGCUCUUAGCUUCGACGGAAAAAAAAGUCCUGUUUAAAUUACGGUAAAAACUAGAAAAUUUACAAUUUCUUAAAAUGUUAUUUUUAUAUUUUAUAAUAAAAAAAAAUUUUUUUUUUUCAAGUAAAUUUUUAGCUGAAAUAAAGUAGUGUUCUUGAGGAAAAAAUACCAAAGUUUAAUCUUUAAAGCAAUAUUUGCCUAUUUCAAGAACUUGUCUAUUAAAAUAAAGAUAUAUAUAUACUGUAAAAAAGCGGUGUUAAAAAUGGACUCAUUUUAACACCG
Cotesia glomerata is the source of this 1323-nucleotide messenger RNA. It is a transcript of the gene RabX4, whose product is annotated as ras-related protein Rab-8A. The record is from RefSeq and is a predicted model, not a curated record. Gene Ontology annotation, molecular function: GTP binding; GTPase activity. The transcript is spliced from 5 exons. Bases 330 to 956 code for a protein of 208 amino acids. Lineage: Eukaryota; Metazoa; Arthropoda; Insecta; Hymenoptera; Braconidae.